Cololabis saira (Pacific saury) is the source of this 6840-nucleotide messenger RNA. RefSeq names its product crumbs cell polarity complex component 2b (gene crb2b). The transcript is spliced from 13 exons. Gene Ontology annotation, molecular function: calcium ion binding. Gene Ontology annotation, biological process: heterophilic cell-cell adhesion; establishment or maintenance of epithelial cell apical/basal polarity. Bases 199 to 4638 code for a protein of 1479 amino acids. Gene Ontology annotation, cellular component: protein-containing complex; plasma membrane. NCBI's taxonomy places the organism in Eukaryota, Metazoa, Chordata, Actinopteri, Beloniformes, Belonidae. The record is from RefSeq and is a predicted model, not a curated record.
GACGGGUCUCUGCUCUAGGACGGGUCUCUGCUCUAGGACGGGUCUCUGCUCUAGGACGGGUCUCUGCUCUAGGACGGGUCUCUGCUCUAGGACGGGUCUCUGCUCUAGGACGGGUCUCUGCUCUAGGACGGGUCUCUGCUCUAGGACGGGUCUCUGCUCCAGGUACUAACGUGCUGCAGCCCAGACGGAGCACGCUGGAUGAAACCUGCUCAACGACAGCAUCCUCUUACGGGAAUAACCACCAACACUAUGGAGUUGGGAAGAGUUUGGUCCAGACAUCAGAGGAUGGUGCUGGUCACAAUGAUGAUGUUCAAACUGGGCUUACUGUGCACCGCAGCUGCAGACAAGUGUUUGUCAUCUCCAUGCAACAAUGGUGCAACAUGUCUUGACCACCUGGGUGACUAUGUUUGUGUGUGUCCCAAAGCACCUGUGUAUUACAGUGGCAAAAACUGUGAUGAACUACAUGAUGCCUGCAUUACAGUACCUUGUGCUAACUGUACCAGCACACCUGGGACCGAUGAGUUCAGCUGCAACUGCCCAGAUGGCUUCACAGGGCUAAACUGUGACCAGAAUGUAGAUGAAUGUCAGAGCAGCCCCUGCCAGGGUGCUAAGUCCUAUUGUGUUGACGGCGUCAAUGGCUAUACAUGUCAGUGUCCCGCUGGACUGGCUGGGAAAGACUGCCAGGAUAAUAUGAGCAUUUGUUCAGUAGAAACAUGCCAGAAUGGUGGCUCCUGCAUGGACAUUCCUGACAGUGGGCCCCGGUGCCAAUGUGCUGCUGGGUACCAGGGCACAAACUGUGAGGAGAAUAUUGAUGAAUGCCAGUCUGACCCCUGCCAAAAUGGAGCCAUCUGUAAAGAUGGAGUCAAUGGCUACCAGUGUUUCUGUGUUCCUGGAUUUCAGGGUUACAACUGUGACUUGGACAUCAAAGAAUGUUCCUCCCAACCCUGUCAAAACAAUGGAACAUGUCUGGAUAAAGUGGAUCACUACUUGUGCGACUGUGCUCCAGGUUUUAAAGGGAUUAACUGUGAGCUGGAGAUUGAUGAGUGUGAGGUCCGACCCUGUCAGAAUGGCGCGACCUGCACCGACCACGUAGCCGUGUACUCCUGUGAGUGCGUGGGAGGUUUCCAAGGCCACGACUGUGAGAUUAACGUUGAUGAAUGUGCCAGCAUGCCCUGUCUGAAUAAGGGCAAGUGCAUAGAUCAGAUAAACAGCUAUGAGUGUGACUGUGAGGGGACCGGCUUCGUCGGCGACCAGUGUGAAGAGGAUAUUCCUGAAUGCGUGUCUGAUCCUUGCCAGCACGGAGCCACAUGCUUAGAGGGAAUCAGCCAGUACAAGUGCCUCUGCUGGGCCGGUUACGAGGGACAGAACUGUGAGGAAGAUAUAAACGAGUGUGAGCUGCAUCCAUGUGACAAUGGUGGGAGAUGUUUCCAACGCUCAGACGUCCAGAACUACGGAAUGCUUCUGGAACUCAGCAACAGCAGUUUCAGCUACGAUGCUGCUGCUGGCUUCAUCUGUCAGUGUCUGCCAGGAUUCACCGGAGAAAACUGCUCCGUCAAUGUGGACGAGUGUAAUUCUGCUCCCUGUCAACACGGAGGAAUCUGUCAUGAUGGACUGAACUCCUAUCAGUGCGUGUGUCCUGAUGGAUUCACAGGUGUACACUGCGAGGUGGACAUCGAUGAGUGUGACAGCAAUCCCUGCCAGAAUGGUGGCACGUGCGAAGAUUCUGCCAACGCCUACAGGUGUCACUGCCCCAUGCCGGACAAAGGCCAGGACCCCUGGGGGGGGGCAAACUGCAAUAUCAGCUUGGACGGUUGCCGUCAGCACCAAUGUCAGCAUGAAGCGAGCUGUGUCCCUAUCCUGACCAACGAUGGGGAGCACAGUUACAUCUGCCAGUGUAUGCCUGGCUGGACUGGAGAACACUGCAACACGUCCACCACAUUUUCAUUCAACUCUGAGGGUUACGUCCACAUGCAAAUCCCUGUUUUCAAAAAGAGGACAAUGCGAGAGGCCGAAGACAAAGGCUAUGGACUCCAUAUGCAACUUCGUUUCAAGAGCACCCUUCCAGACAUGGUGCUGUUCUACCGGGGAACCAUGGACCGCUUCGUCUCUUUGGAGCUUGUUGAAGGGUCCCUUCAGGUGAGGGUGAAGUCAGGGAAGGUGCUGCAGGUACGUUACCCUGGGCCGGUCAAUGACGGAGAAUGGCAGCAGGUGACUGUGACAAUGGAUGAGAGGCUGGUUCUGACGGUUAAAGGACCUAGCUGUGAGGAAGGAUGCCAGGUGAAGAAUGAAGGUCACAACUAUCUGAUGUUUCUCCAACCCAGCUUCUUCCAAGAGCUUUAUUUGGGAGGUGCACCACAAGAAUGUUUGAGACACUUAUCCAGUGGAAAGGGAUUUAUAGGCUGUAUGGAAGACCUUAAAAUUGACCAAAAGCUGCUGCUGCCUCAAGACCUCUUUAGGGAGGAGAAUAAGGGCCUGGAACUUGGAUGUUAUAAAAAGGACUGGUGUGAGGAUAAGCCAUGCUUGCAGAAUGGAGUAUGUGUGGACAUGUGGGUUCAGGCCACCUGCCUGUGUCACCGACCUUUCUAUGGAGAACACUGUGAAAAAGAAUACUCAUCUUGGACAUAUGGCCAUGAAAAGACCACCAGUUACUCUGCCUUCAACAUUUCGGGCAACCAUGGAGAAAACUUCACAAUCUCCUUUUUGAUACGCUCUCUCAAACCUAAUGGCAUGUUGAUGCAGUUCCAGAGAGAAGGACAUCCCUACCUGACCAUCUACCUGAAGGAAGGCACUGUUGCUCUCUACAGUCCUCACACCACACUGCUGUCAGAGGCCAAGAUGGUUGCUGACGGAAACAAUCAUUUGGUAACCAUAAAGUUUAACAAUGGCCAUGUGGGCUUCCCUAAAGCAGGGAAUCAUCGUGCCCUAGGUAAUGUAAGUAUAGAGGAAGGAGAUCUGGCAUUUGUUGCGGGGUUUCCUACUGGAAAAAGCAUGCAUGCCUGGGGUGGACAUUUCAAGGGCUGCCUACAGGACAUUCGGCUGGACCACAAACAAAUGCACCAUGGGGAUGAGUUGGAAGAGUUGGAUGUUUACCAGGCCAGUUCAGAGGGCGUACUGCAGGGAUGCCAGAGUGAUGACACGUGCAAGGAUAAGCCCUGUUUCAAUGGUGGACACUGUCAUGUCACCUGGAAUGACUUCAGGUGUAACUGCCCCGUUAACUUUUCAGGCCAGCUGUGCGAGACACGUUUGUGGUGUAUUGACAUGCCUUGUUUGGAUGGCGUGCGCUGUGUGGAUCUACAAGAUGGAUAUGAAUGUUUAACUGAAGCUACUUUUCAGGACAACUCCCUCCAAUUUGUUGCCAAUGGUUCCUUGCUGACACCGGUUACAAACAUCACCGUGGACAUCCGAACGCGAGAUGAGAAUGGCAUCUUGUUGCGGGCUGCUGGUACAACUGAAGUCUUCUGCCUGGGCUUACUCAACUCCAGUCUGCUGGUCAAACUGUACAGCGGCAAUGGUGCGGAACUGUUGGCCUUUGUGGGUGAUAGGACCAUAACAGAUGGAGCAUGGCACCACAUCCAACUCAGCAUGGUCGACCCUGGACAGUUAGUGUCUCGCUGGCGCCUCUCCAUCGAUGGACACAGAGCUGGGGACAGCUUUGGGGUUGGCGGCAACCUAAAUUUCCUUAAUCAAAGCAAAAUCUGGCUAGCAGAGAAAUACAAUGGAUGUAUAGGGGAGGUGAGAGUAGGCAGUGUCUACUUGCCACUCAUCAACGUACCAGACACCCCUCAGAUGAGUAGGUUCUCCAGACUGAGUGGGCAUGAACCCACCAUUGGAUGCCAAGGAGCUCUGAUUUGUGAUUCCCAGCCCUGCCUCAACCAGGGUGUCUGUAAAGACCAAUUUAAUGAGUUUAACUGCAGCUGCCAACCUGGUUGGGAAGGGACACUGUGUGAGACACAGAUUAAUGAAUGCUCUUCACAUCCUUGUGUCUAUGGUGUGUGUAAAGACCUCCUGGCAGACUAUCAAUGUGACUGUGAGCCUGGAUAUGCAGGUAAAAACUGUCAGGACGAGGUGGAUAAUUGCUUGGAAUUCAGCUGUGUGAACGGAGGAAAAUGUGUGGAAGCAGCAGGCACUCAUACCUGUGCGUGUCCUCCUGCCUACAUUGGCAAACGCUGCCAGUGGCGGUACCCUAGAAAUGUAUGUGAUGCAAACACAGAAUGCCUUAAUGGAGGGAUUUGUAUUGGUGGUGAUUCUGGAGGCAACUGCACCUGCAAGCCUGGAUACACCGGUGACAGGUGUGAAACAGAAGUAAACGAGUGUGAGUCUAGUCCCUGCCUCAACGGUGCCACCUGUCUGGACCGACUCAGCCACUACCAGUGUGUGUGUGUCCGGGGCUUUAGUGGCAAAUUGUGUGAAAGCAAUAAAGAGGAGCAGACGGAACAAGUUCCCUGGCUGGCAGUUACCAUCCCGCUGACAACUUUGUGUGCCCUAUUGACUAUUCUGGUGGUGUUUUUCCUCAUCAUGACAGCGCGAAAGAAACGCCAGUCUGAGGGCACAUACAGUCCCAGCUCCCAGGAGGUGGGUGGUGCCCGGCUUGAAAUGGGGAGUGUCCUCAAAGUGCCUCCAGAGGAAAGGCUGAUCUAAGACCUGAAGCUCAUCCUCACAGCCUUACUUCCAAAGGUUAAAUAUCCAGGGCAGAGAUAGCAUAUGCUCUGCAGUGGCAAACAGUUUGCAUUCCCUCCCUAUUGAGAAGAAAUGGAGGACAAAUCAAUAGCAGGCCCUCUGCUUGAAUAACUACUAAUGUUAGACCCUGAGAGUUGGAUGGGAAAAGACCUGACAGCGAGAGAGACCAUCUCAUGAUUACCUGGACUGUCCUGUAACAAAAAGAGAGUCUCACCCUAAUAAACCCACUGAAAGGUUGAGUUUUGAGGACAAUGUCAAUCUCAAUGAAGUUGUUUGACAACCUGUUUGUGGUUAAAUAAGUGCAACUACUUAAUCAUUUAUGACUUAGCAAAGAAAAACUCUCAUCUGCAUUUUUUAAAGUGUCUUCCAGGGAGCCUCUGGUGUGAAUAAAUAGAUCCAUAUAGGUUAUUUAAUAGAAUGUGACUUUUAAUGUGAAUGUGCUGCUGGAGAAGACUGCAGCCCCCACCCCCCCCCACCCAAAAGAGUCGUAACUGCUGUAUCAUAUUGUCAUUGUGCACUGCUGAUCAUCUAACCCAUAUUUUGUGUAAUAUUUUGUUUUGCUCAUUGUUUUGUGUUAUGUAUUGUAUAUGUCGAGGUGGUACAGAAAUAUAUUUUUGAAUAUUUUCAAAUGGAGCUGUAUUUAAUUGCUGAAAUGUCAUUACUAUGGUUUGAGGAUGCCACAUCUCCUUUAGUGAAUAUGAAUAAGUUCCAGAGUCAGAAAGAAAUUGGAAAAAAGGAAGACUUAAAUUUUGCAUUAUUUUUGGCUAAAGUAAUGCAAAAUUGCAUUUUAGUUAACAUUUUUCUUCAAGAAAAAGAGCGAGAAAAGUAGACCAAACCUAUCUUGCUCUGUUUUAAAGUAGCUAAAGGCAGGGAAUUUAUUUAUUGAAUGAAGGGAUCACGAGGACGCAAACUUAAGUUCAGAAUUUAAAAAACAAUACAUUCCGCUAUUGAUGAGACAUGAAAAAAGUAAGCAUUGCUAACUGCAGGGAGAUUUGUUUUCAGGACACACCUUCUCCAUAUGAGGAUGCAAGGAUUAGAGUAAUUACACAAGUACAGAAAGCUACAAUGUAUCUUAUAACUCAGAGAGAGUAUUUGGCACCAUGAUGCGGUCAUCGUGUCUAGUCAUUUUUUUACAUUCAUAAACUUGCAGCUCUGCUUACUGUGGAUAUUGUAGAUUUUAAAACAAAUUACAAAAAAUCCAAACAAUUUAACUGAAAGACAACAUAGUUUUCUCACUACAAUUUUGUGGCACAACUCAGACACACCUUUGAUUUUGGUGGGUCUGUAAAAAUCCGAUAGUCUGAUCAGAGAUCAGACUGAUAUUAAUGUUUAUUCUCUUAUGAAUUUUUUUUUUAAUUAACCCAUAAAGUCUGAUGUCACUGUAUUUAUCAUACACCCCAAAUGUCCAGCCUGUCAUUUGCCUUCACACAUUGCUUAUUAAUGCUGUUAACUUUACAAAGCCAUGUAACCAGGGUCAUCAAUGGUGCUUAUCUUUAUCUUGAGUUUACGCGGAUGCAUGGCAUACAUUUUACGUUAUUAUUUAUGUUAUGAUUUAUCACCGCAUUUAUGUCUGGUGUUCUCCAUGUACAAUAAAAAAUAAAUAUCAAUUACAUAAGUGAAGCAUAAAUUUGCAGAGGUCGACUUUUUACCAUUUCAGAUAUCCAAGCCUUAUUUUUGGACAGUCAUUUGUUAAGAUAGGGUUUAUUUUUAUUAUUUCAGGGCAGCUUUCCAGUUAGUGAGAAAAACAUCCAUUUUAACUUAACAUUAUUAGGAAAAUAUUGUUAAUGGAAGAAGACAGCAAUCAAUAAAACUAAGCCCCAUAAUCUAAUAAAACAGCUUGAUGUCUGCUCUGUAUACGUUUAGAUUUUAGUCUGAAAACAGAUGAGUAAAUGUUGUAUUUUCUUAAUGUUGAUGAGCUGCAUGAAAUAAUUGGCUCUUUUACCUCACAGAAAUAAAUAACCAAUAAACGAUUGUAAAUUGUUACUGAGGAUAUUGUUGUAUUGAUGUAUUCCAUCAUCUCUGUGUAGAAUUUGCUGUCGUUCAUCCUAUUGACCACAACCAAUAAAAUAAUUUAAAAUAAUCAGAAAUCCCCAUUACAAAUGACUGGAAAUAUGGAUGCAUGUGAUAUCCUAAUAUGUUAGUAUUCCAAGUAUUCAGCGCCUA